AAUACAACUCUGUGGACACUCAGCAAAUUUUAAUUUUCAAUUUUAUGCUGGCAAUACUACAACAAAUGACAAACGAAAAACGCACUGUAAUUGUAGAAGUGAAAUAAAGCAAAUUUUUGCAAUACAAAUUUUAUAAUUUUCCAACAAAUUAAGAGAGUAAAAAUCGUAAUUAAAAAACGAGCAAAAUGCCAAGCGAAGCCGCAAAAACCGAAAAGAAACCUGCCGCUGCAGCAGAAGAAAAGAAAGAACAGGACCCUAAAGCUGCCGACAAUAAAGAUGCUAAGGAUAAGGAUGAAAAGGAACAAGAAUUGUCUGAUGAAGAUCAACAAUUACAAGAAGAAUUAGAUAUGUUGGUGCAACGUCUGCAAGAGACCGAUACAAAAUUGUAUCUACCAGCUUUGGAAAUGAUGGCUAAAUUGAUAAGGGCCUCUACCACGUCAAUGACCUCAGUACCAAAGCCACUUAAAUUCAUGAGACCCCAUUAUGAAACUAUGAAAACUUUGUAUAAACAAAUGCCUGACGAAAAGACUCGCCACCUCUGCGCCGAUAUUAUUUCGGUAUUGUCCAUGACCAUGGGUAGUGGCAAAGAUUGUUUGGCCUAUCGUUUCUUGUGUGAUCGCGCACAAAAAAUCGGUGAAUGGGGUCAUGAAUACGUGCGUCAUUUAUCUGGUGAGAUUGCUGCCCAUUAUUUGGAUACAUCUGGAGAGUUUCAGGCCCAACUAAUAGAACUGGUCAAACAGAUUAUACCCUACAACAUGGAACAUAACGCUGAAGCAGAUGCUUGUGAUUUACUGAUUGAAAUCGAUCAUUUACAUUUGCUACAAGAGUAUGUAGAUGAGUCAGCUUAUCCUCGAGUGUGCUUGUAUCUACAAUCUUGUUAUCCAUACGUACCAGAACCGGAUAAUACCAUUAUUUUGGAGACUGCAUUGCAGUUGUCACGCAAGUUUAAUCAGUAUACCCAGGCUAUGCGACUGGCAUUAAUGCUGAACGAUAUGGAAAAGAUUACCGAAAUUUUUAAGGAGACCAAAGAUGCUGCGGUUCAAAAACAAUUGGCUUUUAUGUUGGCCAGACAACAAGUAUGUUUGGAAUUGGAUGAAUCUUUUCCCGAUUAUGACGAUCUCAUGGAGAUUAUGUCAAAUGCUAAUUUGAAUAAGCAUUUUUUGAAUUUGGCACGAGAAUUGGAUAUUAUGGAACCGAAAACACCCGAAGAUAUUUAUAAAUCUCAUUUGGAUAAUGCUCGUACCCGAUUUGCUUCUAUACAGGUAGACUCUGCUAAACAAAAUCUUGCAGCCAGUUUUGUAAAUGGUUUUGUUAACGCUGGUUUCGGUGUCGAUAAACUUCUCUCGGAGGAUGGAAAUAAGUGGCUGUACAAGAAUAAAGAACAUGGCAUGCUUUCAGCUACUGCUUCUUUGGGUCUCAUUCUCUUGUGGGAUGUUGAUGGUGGUUUGACCAUGAUCGAUAAAUAUCUAUAUUCUACCGAAGACUAUAUCAAAUCGGGUGCCUUGUUGGCUUGUGGUAUUGUCAAUUGUGGCAUACGCAAUGAAGUAGAUCCCGCUCAUGCUCUGCUCUCAGAUUAUAUUCAUAAUCAUAAUACUUCCAUGCGUAUUGGUGCCAUUUUGGGCUUAGGUAUUGCCUAUGCCGGUUCAAAUCGUUCUAUUGUUAUUGAUACCUUAAAAACAGUAUUCUCACACAAUGACAAAUCCAUACCCAGCGUAGAAAUAAUGGGUAUAACAGCAUUGUCGUUGGGUCUUAUUGGUGUGGGUUCUUGUAAUGCUGAAAUCACUGAAUUUUUAUUGCAAACCAUCAUGUUCCUAACUAAAAGCGAUUUGAAAGAUACUUUCGUUCGUUUUCUAUUUUUGGGAUUGGGUUUGCUUUACUUAGGCCGUCAAAAGGCCACAGAAGCUGUAAUGCUGACAUUGGAAGUGUUGGAUGAACCCUACAGAUCAAUGGCUACUACUAUGGUAGAUAUCUGUGCCUACGCCGGUACUGGCAAUGUUUUGAAGAUCCAACAAUUGUUGCACAUUUGUUCCGAUCAUUAUGAAACUUCAAAUAGCAGCGACGAUAAUGAUAAAAAUAAAAAGGAUAAAAACAACAAGGAAAAGGAUAAGGCCGAAAAAGAGAAGGAAAAGGAAAAAGAUCUUUCUGCUACUCAAUCUAUUGCAGUAUUGGGUAUUGCUCUCAUUGCCAUGGGCGAAGAUAUUGGUGCCGAAAUGGCCUACCGUUCGUUUGGCAAUCUCUUGCGCUAUUGUGAACCCUGCGUAAGACGUUCUGUACCCUUGGCUUUGGGUUUGCUUUCUGCCUCUAACCCUAAACUUAACAUUUUGGAUACUUUGAGUAAAUUUUCUCAUGAUAGCGAUGCUGAGGUAGCUCACAAUGCUAUAUUUGCUAUGGGUCUUGUUGGUGCUGGCACCAAUAAUGCUCGUUUGGCUGCCAUGUUACGUCAAUUGGCCCAAUAUCAUUCUAAAGAUCCCAGCAACCUUUUCAUGGUGCGCAUCGCACAAAGUUUAACACAUUUGGGCAAGGGUACCCUUACCUUAAGUCCUUACCACAGCGAUCGUCAAUUAAUGAAUCCGAUGGCCGUUGCUGGUCUUAUGGCAACUUUGGUAUCUUUGUUAGAUGUUAAAAAUCUUAUUUUAGGUCGCUCUCAUUAUUUGCUGUAUUGCUUGGUGCCGGCCAUGCAGGCCCGCAUGUUAAUUACUUUCGACGAAGAUCUUAAUCAAUUGCAAGUUCCCGUACGUGUGGGUAUGGCUAUUGAUGUGGUCGGUCAAGCUGGUAAACCCAAGACCAUUACUGGUUUCCAAACACAUACAACACCCGUACUUUUGGCUAUGGGAGAACGCGCAGAAUUAGCCACAGAGGAAUACAUUGCAUUAACACCUAUUAUGGAAGGCUUUGUUAUACUAAAGAAAAAUCCAAACUUUGUGAAGUAAAAGUGAUUAAAUUAAAUAUGGCUAAAUUUAUAAUUUUAAUACAAACUAAAUUAUAUUUUGUGCUGUCUUGAUUUCUAAUAUAAUUUAUAAGAUUUAAUUUCUUUUAAUAUUCUAUAAUAGGCAUUUAAUAUUGCGCCACUUUAAGGCUUCAAAAAAUGCCAAUUCAAAUAUUAAGGUCCUCCAUCAUUCAUGUCAAAGAGGACACUAAAAUCAUUAAUAUAAUUUUUCAUAAUACGAUCAAAUAUUGUGUGAUUUAAAACAUUUACACUGUUGAGCUGUUUAAUAGAACAAAUCACUGUAAAAAAUUGCAAA
This is a messenger RNA of Calliphora vicina (urban bluebottle blowfly), 3242 nucleotides long. RefSeq names its product regulatory particle non-ATPase 1 (gene Rpn1). Gene Ontology annotation, cellular component: proteasome complex; proteasome regulatory particle, base subcomplex; proteasome storage granule. The record is from RefSeq and is a predicted model, not a curated record. Gene Ontology annotation, molecular function: enzyme regulator activity. The transcript is spliced from 4 exons. Gene Ontology annotation, biological process: regulation of protein catabolic process; proteasome-mediated ubiquitin-dependent protein catabolic process. The coding region runs from base 186 to 2930 and encodes 914 amino acids. NCBI's taxonomy places the organism in Eukaryota, Metazoa, Arthropoda, Insecta, Diptera, Calliphoridae.